AUGGUAAAGUUCCUAAAGCUCGGCAAGGCGGCGAUCCUUCUUCAGGGCUCGUGGUUCGCCGGUCGUAAGGCGAUCAUUGUGCGCGUUUUCGAGGAGGGCACACGCGAACGCCCUUACGGCCACUGCCUCGUCGCCGGCCUAGCCAAGUACACCAAGAAGGUGAUCCGCAAGGACUCGGUCAAAAAGACUGCAAAGUCGCGCGUCAAGUGCUUCCUGAAGGUGGUCAACUUCACCCACAUCAUGCCCACACGCUACACCCUCGACGUCUACUUCAAGGACUUCGCCUCUGGCGGGCCCGACGCUCUCACCACCCGCGACAAGAAGGUUGCCUCCUGCAAGGCCGCCAAGGCACGUCUCGAGGAGAGGUUCAAGACCGGCAAGAACAGGUGGUUCUUCACCAAGCUCCGCUUCUAGGUGCAGAGCGUCUUUACAAUACCAGUAGUUCCUUGUUCUUGCAAUCAGUCACACACUGAGCUAUCUCUAUCACUGUUUUGUAUUGUGCAUGAGGAUUUUGUGGUUAGUAUGGAUCUCGGAGAGAAUUUAAUUAAGGCAUGAUG
This is a messenger RNA of Hordeum vulgare subsp. vulgare (domesticated barley), 557 nucleotides long. Its product is annotated as 60S ribosomal protein L27-3-like. Gene Ontology annotation, molecular function: structural constituent of ribosome. The record is from RefSeq and is a predicted model, not a curated record. The transcript is spliced from 2 exons. Gene Ontology annotation, cellular component: cytosolic large ribosomal subunit; ribosome. Lineage: Eukaryota; Viridiplantae; Streptophyta; Magnoliopsida; Poales; Poaceae. Gene Ontology annotation, biological process: translation. Bases 1 to 414 code for a protein of 137 amino acids.